Macrosteles quadrilineatus (aster leafhopper) is the source of this 2851-nucleotide messenger RNA. RefSeq lists its product as uncharacterized. Lineage: Eukaryota; Metazoa; Arthropoda; Insecta; Hemiptera; Cicadellidae. The transcript is spliced from 16 exons. The record is from RefSeq and is a predicted model, not a curated record. Gene Ontology annotation, cellular component: nucleus. The coding region runs from base 195 to 2606 and encodes 803 amino acids.
UGGGUGAAUUUUUGUCGUGUCUCGUGUCUCGUGUUCUUUUCGUGUGAAUGAAGCAAUUCUCCAAACUAUUCGUGCAUCAGUGAAGUGGUGAAUGUUUACAUGCUGAUUUUCCUAUCAAAAUAUCUGAUUGAGAGGUUCAGUGGGGCUGAAUAGGUUCAGUGGGGCUGAAGAGGUUCAGUGGGAACUGAAGAGAAAUGAGCUAUUCUGGAUAUAAAAGCUCCCCCCGAGGCAGCCGUGGAGGCUACCGAGGCGGAGGUGGAGGUUAUCGAGGCAGCAGAGGUGGCGAGGGAGGGGGGUGGCGAGGCAGCAGCAGAGGCUACGCUGGGUCCAGCCGAGGCAGUGGUCGGGGCGGGAGGUUCAGUGGCAGCGGGGGAGGCAAGUGGGAGCGUGAUGACUCCGGCAUGUAUGAAUCAAGAUCUCGUUACUCAGGUGGUGGAGGGGAUCGUACUUCUAGCCACAGUCGUGAAGACGGAUCGUACCGUUACCGUGGGGAUGACAGUGGAAGUUAUUCAAGCCGAGAGCAUUCUCACCGAGGAGGUUCUCCUGAUCGCAAGAGAAUGAGGGCGGACUACUCCCCUGCAUUGAAACAAAAAAAUAUAAAAUCCGUUAAAUUUGCGUCAUCCAUGCACAGAAGCCACGAUUACGACGGAAUGGAAUACCCGUCCCGUAGCUAUGGAGGUUACGAAGGCAAGCGGAUGAGUGGCUAUGGAGGUGAUGAAAGAAGAGUGUCCUCGUUCAGAGAGGAACGGGAGAGGAUCCGUUCUGACGAUUACCAGUUUAGAAAACCGCUGAAUAUUAGCGGCCCACGCCACUCGACCCCACGAGGGACCUCUUACCGAGGACGAUCAACAUUCUCCCGAGGCUUCAGGAGUAGUUUCAGGCGAUACGAGCCGGCCUCUCGAGUUGAUACUUUUGUGAGAAAACGAAGUGCCGUUGGAAGUUACGGCCUUCGCAAACCGAUUGGCAGGUCACAAGAAUAUUUGCGCCGCCUCAAGCUUUAUAGAAUUGAGAGGCUUAGAAGAUUGCGUGCCCGAGCUGAGAAGGAAGGAAGUGAUGACGAUGAAGAUGAGGAAGGAGAAGAGGAAGAAGUUGAAGAAGAGGAGGUAGUUGAAGAAGAGGUGACUGACGAAGAUGGGGAAGGACAGGAGAAGGAUGAUGAUGAAAAAACAAAGAAAGAUACUGAAAAUGAAGAUGAGGAAAUGGAAGUAGAUAAUAAGAAAGAGGACAAGAAGAAGAAAACUGUUAAAAAAGUUGUCAAAGUAGUCAAAAAGAUAAAGCGAAAGAUUCCCAAGAAGAAGGAAGAUGAUAAAGAAAAAGAUGAAAGCGGAGAGAACAAAGAUUUACAGGUUACUGUGAAGCAGGACUCUGAAGGUCGUGAUGUUGAUGGUCCUGUUAGAAAGAACUACCUCGGACAACCUUUCAUGAAGCUUGAAUGUCCUCAUUGUUUGGCUCACUGUGAAACAUUCAAGGAAUACAUGCUUCACCUGGCCAAGUCCAAGCACCAGAUAGCAAUGGCCGCUGUCGGAGCUAAGGUCAGCAGAGCUCUGGGCAAACUGAGAAUGGAACAGAGGGCAGAACAGAAGGACAUUGACGAGGAGGCCAAACUGAAGAACCCCAACAUGAGGACGUUCUUCUGUCUCACGUGCAAACUCAACUUCCGUUCACUCAAGUCUGAGCACUUGCGAUCGCAGAAGCACAAGGAGAUUGUGAAGUUUCUCAACCCGUACUGCAAGGUCUGCAGAAUGCCUUGUAAAUCUCCCAUGCAAUAUGAGAACCACAUCUGCACACUGUUUCAUCUUAAGAGGAAAGCCUUUUACGAAAAGAAGAAUGCAGAGAACGCAGAAGGAAGCGAGAUCAACAUGGACAAUUUUAUGGUUUUGGACCAAGUUGGAUCAGGAGAAGAUGAAGAAUCAGGAUCUGAAGAAAAGGAUGGAGAGGAUAAUGAUGCAGAGAAGGAAGCCAAGGAAGGAGAAGAAGGAGGAGAAAACGAGGGAGAAAAGUCCAAGGAGAAGAAAGUAAAGAAGAAGAAGAAACAAAUAAAUCUAGGAAGCGAGUACUGCAAGAAAAUCAACGUAUACUUCUGUGAGCUAUGCAAGACGUUCCUGCCUCGUAUUGAGGACCAGGAGCAAGCGCUGGCAGUGCACUGUCGGGGCAGUAUGCAUCUCAGGUGCUAUGUGAAGAAGAAGGACGAUCUCGCAUUGAGGAAACGGGCCGAGCGCAUCCACCGCAUGCGAGAGGCACAGAGGAAGGCAGAACAGAAGGAUGAAAGUAAAGAUGAAGCAGGCGAUGAAGAAGCUACAGAAAAUCAAAAUAAAAUUAAAACAGAAGAAAAGAGUGAAUCAGAAGAUAAACCUUUAGAGUUGACUGAUGAAACUUGGGGAGCCGUUUCUGAGGAUCUUAGAGAAUUGAUGACGGAUUCUGACAAACCCACAAAGAUGGAGGACUCAGACGACGAGGAAGAUUCAAGAACCACAGGUCGAAGAUACGACAGGUUCAAGCACUCGGAGAAAACAAAAGGGGCUGCUGCAGAUGGGGAGAACAUGUCUGUAGAUGAGAAAGGUGCCAAAGCCGGAGUUGUUAACGGAGAUGAGGAAAAAGAUGUCUAAGUAUUGUAUUUUGUUGUGCGUCUUCUGAUAAUUUUUACUGUGUAUAUUUUGAUUAAUCAGGACAUUCCGAAUUCUGAUGUGUUUUUCACAGACAAUUUCCCACAUUUUACAUUAGGUAUUAGUUUUAGGGACUAAGAUGAAGUGGGUUAUCAGAAAUAAAUUCUGAAAUCAUGUUAAGUAGAAAAUGUUUUAAAGAUGUAUUAUGUCUACAUUAUUUGAUGUGCUGAUUAAAGUUACUCAGCUAA